Messenger RNA from Dryobates pubescens (Downy woodpecker), 1689 nucleotides. RefSeq names its product protein phosphatase, Mg2+/Mn2+ dependent 1M (gene PPM1M). Lineage: Eukaryota; Metazoa; Chordata; Aves; Piciformes; Picidae. The coding region runs from base 1 to 1377 and encodes 458 amino acids. Gene Ontology annotation, molecular function: protein serine/threonine phosphatase activity. Gene Ontology annotation, biological process: protein dephosphorylation. The transcript is spliced from 10 exons. The record is from RefSeq and is a predicted model, not a curated record.
AUGUCCGCCGUGUGGCUGCGGCGUUGGCGGCGGAGCCACCGCGCUGAGCGUCCGGGCGGUGCACCGGGGCCCGGAGCAGGCCCGCCGCCCACAGCGCUCAGCUACCGCCGGCCGAAGUUUCUGCGUGACGGUGUGGAGGAGAGCCCGGCGGACGGGCGGGCCGUGCGGAGCACCGGGCCCGAGCGGCCCCUGCCCUGGGCCGCGGGCUACGCCGAAGUUAUCAAUGCUGAGAAGUCAGAGUUCAAUGAGGACCAAGCAGCCUGCUGUCAGAUCUCCGUCCGGAGGAGAGAGCCAGGCCUGGAGGAAGAUGAUGAGUGGCUGAUCCUGUGCUCCACACAGUUCCUGACCGGUUACUACUGGGCACUGUUUGAUGGCCACGGUGGCCCAGAAGCUGCCAUCAUCGCCUCCAACUAUUUGCACUACUGCAUCAAGCAGAAGCUGGAGGAGGUUGUGGGAGGCAUCACAGAGGCACAUCCCCCCAUGAAUCUCAGCGGGCGCUGCGUUUGCGACAGCGACCCCCAGUUCGUGGAGGAGAAGCACAUCCACGCAGCAGACCUGGUGGUGGGAGCCCUGGAGAACGCCUUCCAGGAAUGUGAUGAAGUCAUUGGCCAGGAGAUGGAAGCUACAAACCAGUCAGGAGGCUGCACUGCUCUGGCUGCCCUUUAUUUCCAGGGGAAGCUGUAUGUGGCUAAUGCUGGGGAUAGCAGGGCAAUUCUUGUUCUGAAGGACAGUGUUGUGCCCAUGAGCAGUGAGUUCACACCUGAGACAGAGAGGCAGCGAAUCCAACACCUGGCUUUUCUUUUUCCCAAGCUCCUGGACAGUGAGUUCACACGCUUUGAGUUUCCACGGAGGCUGAAGGGAGACGAUGUGGGCCAGAAAGUCCUGUACCGAGAUUACUUCAUGGAGGGCUGGGGAUACAAGACAGUGGAGAAAGCUGACCUCAAGUAUCCUCUUGUCCAUGGUCAUGGGAAGCAGGCUCGCUUGCUGGGGACUCUGGCUGUCUCUCGAGGCCUGGGGGAUCAUCAGCUCAAAGUCAUCGACACCAACAUUGAAGUCAAACCUUUCCUCUCCUGCAUCCCCAAGGUGAAUAUAUUUGACUUUGCUCUGCAUGACAUUGAGGAAGAUGAUGUUCUUAUCAUGGCAACUGAUGGCCUUUGGGAUGUUCUGUGCAACAGAGAGGUGGCCCAAAUGGUCAGGAGCUUUCUUGCAGAAAACAGGACAGAUCCUCACAGGUUUUCAGAACUGGCCAAGUGCUUGGUAUGCAGAGCAAGGGGAAAGAAGAGAGGCCACCAGUGGAUGCUGGAUGACAGCCAUGAGGCAUCCUAUGAUGACAUCUCUGUAUUUGUCAUCCCACUACACAAGAGAGAUGAGGAGUGACUGUUAGCAUGACAGCCAGGAUCUCUGUGUCCCUCUGCUGUGGUGCUAUUCAGCAUCAGCCCGAGACCAAGGGAUUUCUGCUGUGCACGUACACUGCCUUCCAGCAAAAACAUCGGCACUGGAACCCCCAAAUGCACAGCCAGAAAAUUAACAAGAACAUUACCUUCCUAAGAACAUGCAAGACAGGGACAGAGAGCAACAAACAAAUCAUUCCCUUACCCUUGUCUUCUUGUUGGGCCAAGGAGGAAUUGCAGCAGGGCCAUGCAGGCUGAAGGGUACUCUUUGUAACACCUUUGCGGUACGGCAAGGCUC